GUGCAGAAUGUGAGAGGGACGCUACGCACGAGCACACAGAGCGAGCACACACAAAGCAACAAGCGAGCCACGGAGCCCGAGAAGGCAGAGCUGCAAAGCAAAAGGAACUAUAGACGGAGAGAGAGAGGUGAGAGCGGGGGCGCGAGCUCGCCGGGGCCCGUGAUCCGCCUUUAACUUUCGCUUUCCUCUCUCCCUCCGCGCCCCUUCUAAAAACCGGCCAUGCCCGCCGGCAUCCACCACCCGCCCGCUCCUCCCAGAACCAGAGCGGCGCGAGCGAACGUUGGGGCGCUGUGAGGUGACGUCGACGCGCGGUGUGGUGGGGGGAGGGGAGGGGACGGCAAUGUCGCUGCACAUGGACCCGCCGGCGCCGCCGCGCCGCUCCAACGUCACCAGCUGCGACCUGCACCCGGACGAGGCGUUCACCGGCUUCUGCACCGCCUGCCUCCGCGAGCGCCUCGCCGGCCUCGAGGCGUCCGCGGCCGCGGCCUCCGCGCCCGGCCGCCGCUCCACGUCCGCCAUCCGCUCCCUCUUCGCCCGGCCGUUCGCCGCGGGCGCCUCGUCGUCCGCGGCUGGCGCGGUGGUCGAGCCGCCGGACCUGCGCCGGUGCAAGUCCUUCUCGUGCGGCCGCGGCGGGGACGUGCUCUCCGCUGCCGCUGCGGCGGCGGCCGCGGUUGCCAGGGGCGACGAGCCGCAGCGGCACUCGUGCGAUGUGCGGGGCCGCGCCACGCUCUCGGCGCUCUUCCACCAGGACGACCGUGACCGCGUCCGCGACGGCACGGCGUUCGGUUCCUUCCCCGUCUCGUCCUCCGCCGCCGCCGCCGUGGCGCUCACCGCCGGCGUCGCGCCUCCGCCCCUGCAGCCGCCGCUGUUACCGCGGCGCGUGCUGGAGGAUUUCUCCGAGGAGGACAUCCCCGUGGUCAUGGAGCGCGAGGACGAGAUAAUGCCGGUGUUCGAGCCCGUCCUUCCGGUGGACACCUCCGGCGAGAUUGUUGAAGCCGAGCCCAAUGCCGCUCGGGAUGUCAAGGCCAUGAAGGAUCACAUUCACACAGAUCUUGAGUCGUCGGAGCCCGUGAAGCCGCCGCCAAAAGACCUGAAAGAGAUCGCCGGGAGCUUCUUUGGCGCCUCGGUGUUCAGCAAGAAGUGGCAGAAAUGGAGGCGCAAGCAGAAGCUCAAGAAGGAGGCCGCCGUGAGCAAGGCCGCGGCAGCGGCAAUGCCACCGCCGGAGAAGCCAUCCAAGCCGUCGUUCCUUAGGCGGCGCCGCCUCCGAGGGGAAGCCGGCUCGGAGAACGCAUUGGGGCGGCGCUCGUGUGACACCGACCCGCGUUUCUCCCUCGACGCCGGCCGCAUGUCCAUCGACGACGCCGGCUUCACCUGGGACGAGCCACGCGCGUCGUGGGACGGGUACUUGUUCGGCGCGGGGUCCGGCAUUGGCCUCGGCCGCGCGCCCCCGCCGCUCUCCCGCCUCCCGCCCAUCCUGUCCGUCAUGGAGGACACCCCGGCCGCCGUCGUCGAGCGGUCAGACGGCCAAAUCCCCGUGGAAGACGAUGGCGACCUCGAGCCUCCAGGGGGAUCCUUCCAGACGAGAGACUACUACUUCGAUUCUUCCAGCCGGAGGCGCCGGAGCCUGGAGCGCACCAGCUCAGUCCGCCGGCCGUCCUUCGAGGUCACCGAGCCGAAGCCAGCACCCGCCGCAGCGAACGGCAACGAGUCCCCCAUCGCCAUUGGCGGCUCAGAGUUCUACCACUUCCACCACGCCGAGGACCUGCUGGACCGGGGCUUCAGCUCCAACUCCCUGGUGGAGGACAUCUCGGCGAGCCUGGAGGCGGCAAUGUCGGGGCCGGCGGCCAAGAAGCCGCCCCGCUGGCGCAAGGCGUGGAGCCUGUGGGGGUUCAUCCACCGGCGCGCCGCCGGGCGCAGGGGCGGGGGCCCGUCGGACAUCGCGGACCGGUCGUUCUCGGAGCCGUGGCCGGAGCUGCGCGGCGGGCGCGGGGCCGGCGGGCAGAGCAGCAUGCAGCGGUGCAACAGCAACCUGAGCGCGCGCAGCUCGUUCAGCAGCAACAGCGGCGGGCUCGGCAGCUCGCGGCGCAGCUACGUGGACGUGAACGGGAACGUGAGGCGGAGAGGGGCCGAGGAGGCGCAGCCGCACGUGCUGGAGCGGAACCGCAGCGCGCGGCACUCGCCGCCGGGGCGCGUGACGCCGAUGCGGAGCGGCGGCGGCGCGGGCGCGCGGCGGGGCGUGCCGGGGGGCAAGGCCGGGCGGCAGCUGACCUCGCAGUCGUUCGCCCGGAGCGUGCUCCGCCUGUACUGAACCAACGAACCCGGCGCCGCGGCCGGAGGGGGGCCGGUGAUAGUAGCCAUAGCCAUAAGUCUUGGUGUAGUAUUGUACUAAGCUCGAUCUUGCUGUUUCUUUCUCUUCAUUUGGGGGUGGGGUGGGGGUGGAUAACACGCAGGCAGUUCAUGUUGAUUUCCUCUUGCAUUUUUAGCAUCCUCGUCGCAUGAUCAGAUCAGAUCAGUGGUUCUCUUUCUUUCUUCUUGUGAAAUCAGCAGUUGAGGCUCUGGA
This is a messenger RNA of Triticum dicoccoides, 2560 nucleotides long. Its product is annotated as protein OCTOPUS-like. The transcript has a single exon. Lineage: Eukaryota; Viridiplantae; Streptophyta; Magnoliopsida; Poales; Poaceae. The record is from RefSeq and is a predicted model, not a curated record. The coding region runs from base 341 to 2308 and encodes 655 amino acids.